This is a messenger RNA of Phaeoacremonium minimum UCRPA7, 1554 nucleotides long. Its product is annotated as putative major facilitator superfamily transporter protein. The transcript has a single exon. NCBI's taxonomy places the organism in Eukaryota, Fungi, Ascomycota, Sordariomycetes, Togniniales, Togniniaceae. The coding region runs from base 1 to 1554 and encodes 517 amino acids. Gene Ontology annotation, molecular function: transmembrane transporter activity. Gene Ontology annotation, biological process: transmembrane transport. The record is from RefSeq and is a predicted model, not a curated record.
AUGACAGCUUACCUCUGCCUUGCAGUCAUUUAUUUCAUCUCGACUCUCGACAUCAACUCUGUCGCUACGGCAUUACCAGCCAUCUCUCGGUCACUAAACGCGGGAAGCAGCAUCACCUGGGCUGGUACCGCCUAUUUGAUGGGCCAAACAUGCUUCCAAGCUCUGUACGGCCGACUCUCUGAUAUCUUUGGCCGCAAACCAGUCUUGCUAGCAUCGAUAGCCUGCCUGAUUAUAGGCGACAUCUUGUGCGGCUUUGCCCAAAACAUCACUUGGUUGUACGUAUGUCGUUCGCUCAGCGGUGUAGGAGGCGGCGGCAUCAGUUCGCUUGUCCAGAUCACCGUCAGUGAUCUGGUCAGCCUCAGGGAACGCGGGAAGUACCAGGGCAUGCUGAGCGGCGCAAUCGGACUUGGUGCCGGCGCUGGCCCCUUCCUGGCAGCCGCCUUCAUAAACGGGGACAAGGCCAACGGCGAAAGUUGGCGAUGGAUCUUCUGGGUACCGCCAAUUCUCGCUGCAGCUUGCCUCUUCAUCAUGUUAGUGGCCCUCCCGCUCAAGCCAGUCACAGGCAGCUGGCGCGAAAAGCUGGCCAAGAUCGACUGGCUCGGUCUUUUUGCUGCCGUGACUGCUGUAGUCCUUGUCUUAGUUCCGAUCAACUCUGGGGGUAGCAUCUUUCCCUGGAACAGCGCUCUGGUAAUCUCGAUGCUUUCAAUAGGCGGCUUUGCCUUUGUCGUCUUAGCUGUCAUUGAGCAGCGAUUUGCCCGGAUUCCUAUCGUUCCGCUGCGGCUCUUUACCCAGACACCCACAGCUGUAAUCAUGCUACAGAGUGCCCUCUACAACUCCGUGUGGCAGGUCGACAUAUACUUUCUACCUAUCUACUUUCAACAGGUCCGCGGCUAUUCCGCCCUGCAGAGCGCAGCUCUCGUGCUUCCUCUACUACUGCUCCAGAGUCUUGCUGGGAUAGCUUCCGGUCCAAUCAUGCGCAAGCAGGCGAGAUAUGGGCCCGUUUUGUACAUGGGAAUGGCACUAUGGACCCUGGGCGCGGGCCUCAAGAUCAUUUUCUCACUGAAUACCUCUGUGGCUGUUUAUGCAGUGGUGCUCGCCAUCGAAGGCAUAGGUAUCGGCUUCGUCCUACAACCGGCGCUCGUCGCCUUGCAAGCGCUGUCCAGGAAAGAAGACCGCGCUGUAGCAACCUCCGUGCGGAACCUGAUGCGCAUGCUUGGAUCCGUCUUUGGCAUGGCAUCGUCGACAGCCAUCAAAUACGCCGUCACCCAAGCAGCACUUCCGGCGGGAAUGCCAUUGACUGUUCAAUCGAAAGUCUUGAGUGGGACAUGGGAACGGGGGGACCCCGCUGACUUGGAAUGGGAGAACGAGAUCCUGGAUGCCGAGAUGCGCGGCAUUCGCGCAGUCUUCAUCAUGCUCGCACCUCUAGUGGCAAUAUGUCUCUUGGGGUGUUAUUUCGUACCUGACACUGUCCUGAAUGGAGACGAGAAGAAAGAUGAUCCAACAGAAAACCAUCAGACGGAGGGAGUAAUACAGGAUACCCACGCCAAGGUCUAG